Messenger RNA from Ichthyophthirius multifiliis, 1544 nucleotides. RefSeq lists its product as hypothetical. Gene Ontology annotation, cellular component: membrane. The transcript is spliced from 7 exons. The record is from RefSeq and is a predicted model, not a curated record. Lineage: Eukaryota; Ciliophora; Oligohymenophorea; Hymenostomatida. Gene Ontology annotation, biological process: protein localization to membrane.
AUACAUGAACUUUUUUAUUUUAAUAACUUUAAUAUUUAUUUAUUUUUAGAUAUUCAUAUGUUUUUAAGUUCCAGGAAUUUCCACAAAUGUAAAAAUAAAAAUAUAAUAUAAACUAAAAAACAUAGAAAUUUAUGGAAGGACAAGAUUUAUAGGUAUUAGUAUCAGAAUUAAGAUCAUUAGAAACACAACUUUCAUAUAGUUUUAGCGAUUUAGAAUUUUGUUCUACUGAAAGUUAAGACUAAGAAUCACUUGCAGAAAUAUUAUUAGGCGAAAAAAAAGAAUUAAUAAAAUUUGAUAUGAAAUUUUAAAAAAACGAAGAAUGUAAAGUACUAUGCAAUAAAAAAUUUAAUUAAAAAGAAAUAGAAAAUAUAAUAUGGCUUAUUGAUAGAAAUUAUAAAUAUGAUUUUAUAAUUGAUAAUUUACCUGCAUUAACAAUUUUAAAAUAAGAUCCUGAUUUAGAAGAUGAACUUGAUGAAAAUGUGUAAAAAAUUUAAGGAACUCCUAUAGGUUUAAAAGCCCUAUAAGAUAAAGAUUUUUAUAAAAUAUAUAACCAUUUCAACUUCACAAUAGAAUAUAAUGAAAAUACUAAACAUAUUGUAGGUUUUUAAGUAAACCCAUAAUUUCGAGGCUAUUAAAAUAUCGACAAUAAAAUAUAUUCAAUUUGUGAAAAACUUCAUAAGGAAGAUUCUAAAUAAUAAUCAAGUGAAUAUUUAACUUUAGAUGAUUACGAAAAAACAGAAUUUUUCUUUACUUAUUCAUAUUAAUUUAAAAAAUCCAACAAACCAUUAGCAUCUAGAUGGGAUUUAUAUAAAUAACAAGACGAAGAAUAAGUACAUUGGAGCAGUAUAGUGAAUUCUUUUAUAAUAAAUUCAUCCUUAUCAUUAAUAAUAUACGUAAUACUUCGAAGAAUACUUUCCAAAGACAUUUCCAAAUAUUAAGAAAUUAACCAAAAAAACGAUUAAGAAGAUGAUAUGGGUUGGAAACAAGUCAAAUCAGACGUAUUUAGACCUCCAGGAUCUAUUAUUGGCUUCAAAAGACCUAAAUUUGAACAUAUUUGUGGUGUAAAUCCUGUACCUUUAUAUAUAUCUCCAUAGCCUAAGUAUUUAAGUAGAAACUUUUUAUGUAUUAUUGGAGGCUUACUUCCUUUUGGAUCUAUUUUGUUUGAAUUAUCAUAUAUAGUUGAUUCUAUUUGGAAUAAUUAAUUUUACUAUUUGUUUGGAUUUUUGUUACUUGUGGUAUUUUUGUUAUUAAUAACAUGUGCUGAAAUAUCAAUUUUAUUGACAUAUUUAUAAUUAAAUAAUGGAAAUCAUAAAUGGUGGUGGAACUCGUUUUAUUGUACUGGAUUUUGUGGAGUUUAUGUUUAUUGUUAUUGCUUUUUUUACUGGCUUUUUUAUUUAAAUAUUACUAGAUUAUCAUCUACUUUAAUGUAUUUUGGAACAAUGGGAAUUAUUAGUUUUGGAAUUUUCUUGUUUUGUGGUUCUAUAGGGUUUGUUUCAUCUUUAUUAUUUGUAAGAUAUAUAUAUUCUCAAAUUAAAGCAGAUUGA